CAUCAAGCCCAUUUUGGGAGAGAGCUGGAUCGAUAUCGUCGUGGACGCCUGGACUGGCCCCACGAAUUUGAAGCUCUUCUUUGUGCCAUGAACCUUCUGGCAAUCAACAGCCUUCGGCCCGAAAUUGUCCAAAGGGCGUUCGGUACAUCGAAAAAUACCCUAGUAUCCCAGUAUCAGUAUAGUUGCCAAUGUGCCUUAGCCAAGGUCGACUUUUUCAAGACCGACAAGAUCCAUGCCCUACAUUUUUAUUUCAAGAAAAUCUUUAUCAAGAUGCAAAAGCACUCCUUGGAGUGGCGUCACGGCUGGCCCAGACCAUGGGUCAUCAUCGUGACCCGAGUCUUUUCCCUUUCUCGCCUUGGGUCUACGAGAUUCGAAGGAGGAUUUGGAACCAUUUAUGCUGUCUUGAUGCAAUGGCUCUGACUUUCUAUGGAGCUGAGUCAUGUCUCCCAGCAAUAUCAGAUGCACAACCACCUCAAAAUGCAAACGAGAUCGACUGGCAUACAAGUCGUUUUGCCAACCCCUCGUCUGUUCCUUCUAGCUCUGGAUUUACCGAUAUGACGUUUGCCCUUGUUCAUCGAAUCAUUGCAGAUACAACACGUGCCCUAGCACGUGUUAAUCCCCUUGAUUUUGAAAAGAAGGAAACCAUUAUACGCCAGACAGAAGCUGACCUCCAUAACGGCUAUCUUCGUGAUACCGCUGAUCCAUCACACAAGAUAAUUGCUGCGUUCGCAGAGGUCAGGAUCGCCAAUUUACGACUCUCCAAUCAGCAUCGUCAAACACAGAAGGUGACAACACAGCCCUUGGACCCUGGAAGACAUCAAGUUUUUAUGGCAGCAAUUGAACUACUUGAAGCUUUUGAGUACCAUUCUAAAACCUUUAUCUCCAACAAUUGGGAAUGGAUCUUCGAAACCAUCAUCCCAUGGCUAGCCAUCGCCAUCGUCCUGACCGAGCUACCCCGCGCGACUCAAUCAUCCGACAUCGACCGCGCCCAAUGGCAAAUCAAUCUCAACUUCCAAAGGUUUUCCGACCCUUUGAAACCAGUGUCUGGCACUCCGAUGUGGAAACUUCUUAUCCAGCUUCGGGAGAACAUGCCAGAGUCGCCCGCUCAAUCACCAUUGAGCUACAGAGGUGUGGAGCCAGCGAGCAGUCAGCUAUUACAAACUGCUACAGCAAUGGCGUUUAACACUGACUUAAUGUUGGGUUCUGAACUGUAUCCGGCUGGCACUGAGACCUCUCUGUAUGAAGAUCAGUUCAUGCUAGAUCUUCCUUGGUUGAACACCCAAGUACCAUACUGAGUCGAGACCUCAAUCGUAGCGAAUGGAAGAUAUAUUUUUCAAUGCCGAGUCAUCGCGACUGUCCUGAAAUGCUGUCGACCAAUUAAGGCUCUCGAAAUCUAGCUCGUUACUUUUCAAAAAUGUGAAUAGAAAAGCUUAUUUCGCCGCCCCCCAACCUCAAAAGCUUGAAUACCCCUCCUUUAGCGCCCAGCCUCAACCCUCCAUCAACAAACAAACACCGACCAAGCCAGCUCUGAGCACAACCUCAAGUCAGACAUUACCAAAGGUG
Hyaloscypha bicolor E is the source of this 1563-nucleotide messenger RNA. RefSeq lists its product as uncharacterized. NCBI's taxonomy places the organism in Eukaryota, Fungi, Ascomycota, Leotiomycetes, Helotiales, Hyaloscyphaceae. The coding region runs from base 189 to 1295 and encodes 368 amino acids. Gene Ontology annotation, molecular function: zinc ion binding; DNA binding. The record is from RefSeq and is a predicted model, not a curated record. Gene Ontology annotation, biological process: DNA-templated transcription. The transcript has 4 exons.